Messenger RNA from Arctia plantaginis, 585 nucleotides. The record is from the annotation of a GenBank genome assembly. NCBI's taxonomy places the organism in Eukaryota, Metazoa, Arthropoda, Insecta, Lepidoptera, Erebidae.
AUGGUGCCGAAUACGACUCAGUUUGCUCGUACGACGAUGACGACACAUUUGAAUACGACAAUCGGUUUGAAUUCGACGUUCUUAGUGCCGACGUAUAUGAGCCAGGAGGAGUUCUUUGCGCUGCAAAUGACUAACGCAUCAGACGCUAAUACGACGUUAUCGAAUGAUACGACAGUGAAUUUAGUUCUAAAGACUUGGUACCCAAGUGGGUACUCGCCGGCACAUAUAAUAAUAGCGUCAGUGGUUGUGACAGUGUUGAUGAUAAUGGUGGUAGUGGGUAAUAUGUUGGUGAUCAUCGCGAUAGUAACAGAGAAAGCGCUUAAGAACAUACAAAAUUGGUUCAUAGCGUCAUUAGCGGUGUCGGACUUCUUCCUUGGGCUUAUAAUAAUGCCGUUCUCCUUGGCGAAUGAGCUCAUGGGGUACUGGAUCUUCGGGUUUUGGUGGUGUGAGAUACAUUCGGCGAUGGAUGUUUUGCUGUGCACGGCGUCCAUCAUGAACCUGUGUCUCAUCUCACUGGAUAGAUACUGGAGUAUCACUCAGGUGAGUUAUUUUUCUACUCUUUAUUCGAUCCAUGUUAUUCUUUAA